Messenger RNA from Gadus chalcogrammus (walleye pollock), 5457 nucleotides. It is a transcript of the gene arpp21, whose product is annotated as cAMP-regulated phosphoprotein, 21. The transcript has 20 exons. Gene Ontology annotation, cellular component: cytoplasm. Gene Ontology annotation, molecular function: nucleic acid binding. Bases 1267 to 3207 code for a protein of 646 amino acids. NCBI's taxonomy places the organism in Eukaryota, Metazoa, Chordata, Actinopteri, Gadiformes, Gadidae. The record is from RefSeq and is a predicted model, not a curated record.
AUUGAUUGAUUUGGUCAUAUUCUUUCCCCUGUCCAGAAGGGAUUGCGAGGUGGCUUAGGCAAUGGUGAGCGGACCCCUGUUCGACCCACGCUCCCCCUGGGGACGCACUUCAUAAUGGUGUGCUGCUCGCUCCUCUCUCCCUAAUUACUGAAUGUAUGGGGAUAUACGGGACUAUACCUCGUCCCUGGGGAAAUUUCCGGGUUGCUGUUAUAUCAUUUUUUUCCCUUCAAAUAUGUUUAGUUGCCUUUUUCUAUUGAGUUUAACAAAUCAUUUAAAAUUCCUGCACAUAGGCAUAUUUACUGGGUACAGGCUAGAGUCACCAAAUCCACCUGGUGGCUGUGGAUAAGCGCAGCCCUGGAAGGAGACAUCUCUUUAAAUAACCGUUAUCUCCAGUGUUUCGGGAAAUGGCCUUCUCUUCUUUUGUACCUCCGCGCCACGGUAGCAGUUGGUUCCCGUUGUCCUCCGUGUUACAGGAAUAAACGUCCCCCUCGGGAACCUCGCUACUUACCAAGGAGAAAAAAAAAUCCCACUGAAUGCAGUUGCUCCCUCGUUGAAUAGGAUGGAAUGCCACUUCCUAUUUAACACGCUGCGCGUGUGCGUGAGUGAGUGUUUGGGUGUGUGAGCAUGCGUGUGUGUGUCUGUGUGUGUGUCUGUCUGUGUGUGUGUUUGGUCUCGGUGCUAAAAUCAGGGGUCUCAGUGUGGCAUGCUGGGAAUAUAGCUGUCGGUGGAUCGAAUGAUAAGCUCCGCAGCUGUUGUUUCUAAGAAAAGCUUUCAAACACAAACACACACACACACACACACACACAACCCAGUGCUUAAAGCAUGCCGUUAAAAAAGAAAACCAGCCCGAUAUCGCAUAAGCGUAGCAUAUGUUUCGCCCGCUAAGCAUAGCUCUUUAUGUUGCCGACACACACUCACAUUAUACUGCGGUUUGUUGGAUGCAUCACAUUGAUGUACGAUAUUUACAGCAGCAGUGCAGCCAGAACAUGUUGAGACUUGUCCUCCCACAGAGAGAUUGACACACGCACGCUCAGACACAGGCGCAGCUACUAUAAGAUCCACCAGCUAAGCCUUUCUUUGAGGUGGCAAAUAUGCAUUUGUUGUUCUGUUUUCCUGGUGAGUGCUAAAGAGCUAGAGCAGCAGCAGAUUAAGGGGAGGACGAGUGGACAGGCUAUUGCUUUUUAUUCCCACCCAAUGGGGCCAGGGGAUGUGUGACCUCAUCGUUUACCUGCAAGGCUGUCAAACGUUAAGCAACUCUCACACAGAAUGACCGAAAUGGAUUCAGGAAUUACGAACAUCCUCCCUCAACCCUCUGCUCUGAUGAUGUCAUGUGAUGUCAAACAACCCGAAUCCUCACCAUCCCUCUGUGUCAAUCAGGACAAGGAUGGAGGUCACCAUGACAACAUGAAACUGGAAGACAAAGCACAGCCGGUGAAGAAAGGAAGGCCCAAAGGAAAGUUAGAGCGUAGUAAGGCGGUAUGCGAAGACACCUCUACACCUGCACCUGAGAACUGCACAAAAGACCAGAAGCUCAGCUCCUCCGGUUGCUAUGACGACGAGAGUACUUCCUGUACUAAGGAGGCACUGGAGAAGAGCCAAACCCCCAAUAAAAAUGUGUUAAUCAAAGAGUCCAGUGUGGAGUACACAGACUCUUCUGGGGUGGACCUGCAGCAGUUCAUCUCUGACACGCUGAACAGUAACCCACGGGACCGCAUGGCGCUGCUCAAACUGGAGCGCGACAUGAUCGACUUCAUCACCAGCAACAGUCCCUUUAAGAAGUUCCCCCAGAUGUCUUCGUACCACCGCAUGCUGGUGCACCGUGUGGCCGCCUACUUCGGCAUGGAGCACAACGUGGACCAGACGGGCAAGGCCAUCAUCAUCAACAGGACCGUCGGGACGCGCAUACCAGAGCAGCGCUUCCUCCAGCAGAUCCGCGAGGAGAAGACGGAGGAGAUCCAGCAGUGGAAGGCUAUUCUGCCCAGGGACACCAGCUCUGAGGACCCGCUCGUCCUCCAGCCCUUACGGGAGAAGCAGAGCAGGUCUAUGGAGGAGAGGCAGGAGGACUACUACAGAGCACGGGAGCGGAUCUUCAAGCAGGAGCUGCAUUGCGUCCCGGAUGGCAGCCAUGAUGAACCCAGGGCUCUGGAUGACUUAAAUCCCUUCGCUGAGACCCAGAGGAGGCGGCAGAUGUUCAGGCGGAGCCACGGAGGCUCCACCUCCAGCUGGAACAGCAGCGGCCAGCAGAGCAGCACCGAGAGCGACUACAUGAACGGCAGCGACCCGCGGCCCUGGAGCAGCACCGAGUCCGACUCGUCCUACCAAUGGAAGACCGCCGCCCCCAAGCCUCGCCACCCGGGGGGCCACGGCCCCGACGCCCGCGGGACAGGCUCCAUCUCUCUGUACAGGGUGCAGUCUCCUUCCAUCCCGGAGGAGUCGCCCCCUGCGGUCAACCCACCUGUCUACAGCGUGGAGAACGCCAUCCCUCCUGGCAGCAUCCUAGUCAACCCUCAGACCGGUAAGCCCUACCUCAACCCAGACGGAACACCCGCUGUCUACAUCCCCCCGGACAGCCAGCAGCCAAUCAGGAGCCAGCCUCAGCUGCCAGCUCCUCCGCUUCAACAGCCACAGCCACAGAUGGUCCAGUACUCCUCUGUCUCCUAUGCGACGCCUUCACAACCCUAUUCUACACAGAUGGAAGAUCUCUCCUCGCAGUUUGCCCAUGUGGCAGUGAGCUGUCCAUCAACAGGAGAAGCCCCGCCCCUCUACCCCCCCACCCAGAGCUACGUCUAUGCCGCUCCGCCCCCUCUCCCCUCCAACCAGGCCCCAAACUACUGUCAGUCCUCUGCUCAGGUGCCUAUGUAUUACUACUCUGGCCAGUAUCCUACCUCGACCCAACAGACCUGCACAACCCCCUCUCCCAACCAACACCUCCUCAACCAAGCAGGUUACCCUAUGACUCUGGCUGUGCAGCCAUCCCACAGCCAGGCCCAGAGCAUGCUGGGAAAUUACCCUUCAAUGGCCGCUCAUCAGUGCGGCGGGGGUCAGGCGCAGGGGUCCGUCUCCUACUCUCAGAGCGGUGUUGUGGCGCCCCUCGGAGGAGAGGGGGGCUACUGCUGCAUGGGUCCCCCACCCUGCGCCACCCUGGCCCAACCCACCCACCCCGGCUGCUUCAGCAUGGGGGGGCCGGCCUGGGGGGUCCAAUACUGAGGCCCAACGACUAGCUCAAGGAAGGCUUGAUGCAAUGCUGUUUUUCUGCACACACGCACAGACAAACACACACAUUUAUAUAGUAUAUAGUAUUAAUAUGCACCCAAUGCUGUUAAGAAACCACUUUCUCUGCACAAUCAAACAGGAGGGCAUUCAACUAGCGCACGCACACGUAAGCACGUGCAUGCAAGAUGGCACACACGUCCAAACAAACACACACCGAGAUGUCUUGUACCCGAAGCCAAAUCAUAUUAUCAGAGAUGCUGUACAUAGAAUAUAAUGCAUUAUUUAUAUUCGCCAAUAGUUUUAUAUUGAUAUGAAGAAAUAUAUAUAUUCUGUUUAUUGAUAAGUGUGAUUGAAUAAAGCACAGUGACUGGAUUGACGGGUCACAUUUGUAUUUGAUUGUUCCUGUUUUUGUCAUUUAUUUUCCUAUGUGCUCUGCAAAAAAUGGUAUUAUGAAGAGGAAAUGUUGGCAUACAUUUACACAUAGAGGAAGUCACUGGUUUUAAAUACCAGAAAAUGUUGAGUUGUCUUAAUCCAAGGGAAACUAAACAAGGAACAACCCCAUGAAUAGAGCAGGGGUUCCUGCAAAGAAACAUUGAGCAGACCGCUGCUGAAAUUUCAACAUUUGAUGAAAUUAAAUCUGGGCUAAAAAUAUCCGGCAGGUUCACUCUUCAGAGAACUGAACCUCCUGACAUCGGCUUAAAAAUGUUUUCAAGAUAUUUUCAUUAUGUGGCUUCAUGGCAGCUCUGUUAGCUGUUAGCGCCCCUUCAAAUCAGUUUCAAUAAGCAGAGGACGGCUGUGAUAAAUUAACCCUUUAUCAGCAGGGGAAUCAUAUUAGCCAAUCGGAGGUCACGCAUUAGCAAGUGUAGCCAUGAUGCACCUGAAGCCAUCGAGGCAAAACAAUUUACAGUAGUGGAGGGGUUUGGUUACUCUUAAAAAAAAAAGUGAACGUGUAGGUUUACAGUUAAAACCUUACCAGCUAUACACAAGUCUGUAUAUAACACCUGUUAAUAGAUCAACGGUCAAACUCCUUAUUAAAGUUAACCGGAACAAAAACCAUUUCAGAUCACGUCACGAAUGGCGAGAGGGGGCGAGGGGAUUUACAGGCAGUGUGUGGAAAAACAGAAACAUGCCUUUUUUCUUUUGUGGGACUGUGUAGAGAAAGGGAGAGCAAAAGAUGACAAAUCUAUGCAGUUUCCAUGAUCUUUAAUAAAAGGCACAUGUACAGCCAUAGUGAGAUGAGUGAGUCCAUUGGCAUAGAGAAAAAGCAUUAGAACACAGAAAUAAAGAUGAGAGGUCAGGAGGAAAGAGAGAGAGAGAGAGAGCGAUUUGCCUUACAGUAGAAUCUACUUUAGUAAAAUCUUCUUGUUUUCAUUCAAGUAAUUCUAACAUUAACAUGUCACCUUCCUAAUUGAACCCAUCCCAAUCCUUACUGAUACACUACCAAGACACACAGAACCGGGCCCCAGCGGCCCGCUGCUCUGCUUAGGGCUGUGAUUGUGUUUCCAGAGGAGAUGAGGUCGAUAUGUCCAAAGUUAGAAAACAUGGGUGGGGGGUGGGGAUCUGAAUUGCGUGUUCUGCGCCCAGAACACCACGGCCGCCACGCCACGCCUCCUCGUCACUCCUCGGUCCGUCCGGUACGGCUCGCUGCUCACAGAGGGAAUCAUGUACAGUGGGAUGUGGACUGGAGCCAAUGGGAAUCUCACAGUUGUAGGAUUUGUAUACGCACAGACACACUUGUACACGCUCACUCUCUCUCACAUUCACACGCACAUUCAGGAGAACACAAGCACGCUUCAAAGAAACUAUAAGAAAAACUAAAAGGCGUAGUUCACAGGUACUUUAAAUAUUUAAGGUUAAAGAGAAAUAAAAUGACUUAAGUUAGCAUAUUAUGAUAAAAUAGAACUAACACAACUGUAAGGAAAAAGGUAAAGGAGGAACUACCCCAAUGCAGCCAGAGGGGCCUGCUAUCCUGCUGUUGAAAGGUCAUGGUAGGGUAGGGGACGAAAGGGCCACCAUCUUAGUUCAUACAAAAUGGCUGCUAUUGCCAAAACAAAAUGGAAUUGUAUGGCUACAGAUGGGCACAAUGCUUACAGGGCACACAAAGAUGCACAGCCGCAGGCAGGCACACACACACACACACACACACACACACACACACACACACACACACACACACACACACACACACACACACACACACACACACACACACACACACACACACACACACACACACACACACAC